AUGGCAAUCGCAGCACUCAUCCCUGAGCUCCUCCGCCAAUGCUUUGUCCAUCUUCCCCGCGAAGAUCUCUCCAAGACCAGCCUCGUUCACCGCGCAUGGCUUUCACCAAGUCGUGAUAUUUAUUGGAGCACACUCCCCCUGACACUUCGCGAUGACAGCGCUGAACUUCUCGUCAAAGUCUUGGGUGAGCGUACAUCAAUCCCCCGCAAAAUCAAGGGCAUCACUAUCGACGAGUCGGAAGAUUUUGAGGAUCCCAAGGGGUCACUCACCGAACUCAAGACCCUCGUCUUCGACAGCGGCGACAAUGAGAUCAUAGCCAAACUCGUCGGUGCCGCGGCGCCGAACCUCCUAUCACUGGCCAUCUCGCCCAAACUCCCAGGCAUCAACAUCAACAUGUCUUCGGCACGCUCGCUCGUCAACCUCAGCAUUCAAACCGGCUAUCAUCCUCAUAACGAGCAUGUUCUCGCCGCCGCAGCAACAGCAAUUUCAUCCGCUCCCGCAAGCGUGGAACAUGUCUUUCUCGGCAUUGGCCCAGACACCCUCGAACCGGCUGAGCAGCCUGACGGCGCCAAUGCCCUGUGGGCAUCGAUUGAUGCUGCGCUCGCGAUCAUGCUAAAAUUGCGCAGAGUGACAUGA
Molecule: messenger RNA, 636 nt
Organism: Verticillium nonalfalfae
Lineage: Eukaryota; Fungi; Ascomycota; Sordariomycetes; Glomerellales; Plectosphaerellaceae
Exons: 4
Coding region: 1-636 (211 amino acids)
Source: RefSeq, a predicted model, not a curated record